AUGAAGUACCUAGAAUACCCCGAGCUCGAGGUGUUGUCACGCGCGCUUACCUUUGAAAUGUCCGAGUGCAAAGUGUUUACGCGCAUCGAGGCAUACUCGUGCAAGGCCGUGAACAAAGAAAAGCGCUUGUUCAAGUCACUAGAGUCAUCGUACCUGUUAUCGGCAUCAAGCUCACCACCCGCUUAUCUAGAGGAGGCCUUAGCUUCACCCUUCGGGCGCCUUGACCAGCCUUCGGCACGGAAAACGCUGUUUCUUCUUAUUGCAACGCUAAAUGGUGCAUUUCCCGAUCACGACUUUAGUGAAGUGAAUCCUGCCGAUUUUGUCCGCGAGUCCAGUCCUACCGUUGUGUUGAACAGUCUCACAUCGACGCUCCUAAGUUUGCGUAGUGGUACAGGCUCUCCAGCGUCCCUUCACGCCUCGAUCGACGACUCGCCACUGUUAAGCUCGUUGGCCCGUUCGCCUUUGGCACUCGAUGCACGGUCGACGCCUUCCCAUGUCCGUGCCGCCACACCCACAGCAGCCGACGGCGUCAGCAGCGGCACUGCAGCAACCCAUACGCCUGGUCCUGCCAGCGGCAGCGGAGCCAGCCCGAACCUGUCGUCAUCACGCUCUGCGUUUGCGUCGUUGCCAUCGGUGAUCGAUGAGAUCAUCCAUACAGCUGACUGCGAGGUAUACACGUUUCAUCCGGACAUGGACUCAGAUCCGCAUGCGAGUGCUGAGCCAGACGAGGAAGGUACCGGUGACAUGUAUGAGACGGAUCCCUAUGACGAGGGAUACACAGUCGAUGAUGACGACCAAAUGGCAGGUACGAAUGCAGCACACUCAGGCGGGAUGCAUGGAAACGGCGCCGGCGAUGCGUACAUGGACGAUGCGUCGAUGGCAGACACACCCAUGUUUGACGAGGAUAUGGACGUUGCGCCAUCCUUGCUCGGGAGUGCGCAUGGCGGCGCUCAUGCAUCGCCCUCUCUUACCGUUGAUGAAGACGACUUGGCUGGCGCGGGCGCGGGUCUCUUGUGGUCUACCUUCGCAUUCUUCUAUAACAAGCGCAUGAAACGCAUCUUGUUUGUCAGUGUGUGGAGUCGAAAGAACUCGCCGCUCGGCACCACACCCACCAUGUGGAGCAGUCCUUCUCUGGGGGCCGUGCAGCCAUUGACAGCCACGGACGAUGUGCCAGCACUCGGCAUUGCGCCGUCGCUGUAUGAUCGUCUCGCUGAACGGGCAACUGCCGCCCCCUCUGCACCUCGGCCAACUCGUGCGCGUCGUUCCGCGCCCUAUUCCGUGGCACAGCGACGGACAAGGCAAACGACACGUGGUCGAUCCGCCUCCAACAGUCCGGCGCCCAGUGCCUUGUCGCCUUUUCCACAUGCACAGGCGCCGCACGCUAUGCAUCCGCCGGCUGCGCGACAAGCAUCGUCCACCUACACAUCUCUCGACGCUGCCGCGCUUAGCGUAAGUGCGCCCGACCCACGAGCCGUUCAACCGCUCGCAGCGAAUCCACCGUCUAAUGGCAUUUGA
This is a messenger RNA of Malassezia restricta, 1515 nucleotides long. Its product is annotated as transcription regulator Maf1. The transcript has a single exon. Lineage: Eukaryota; Fungi; Basidiomycota; Malasseziomycetes; Malasseziales; Malasseziaceae. The coding region runs from base 1 to 1515 and encodes 504 amino acids. Gene Ontology annotation, biological process: negative regulation of transcription by RNA polymerase III. The record is from RefSeq and is a predicted model, not a curated record. Gene Ontology annotation, molecular function: RNA polymerase III core binding. Gene Ontology annotation, cellular component: nucleus.